CCCAACUUAUUUACAUCUUCUCAAACGAAAGUGACGUCUGGCGAGCAACCGAGAGUGUGGAGCUCUGGGAUAGAUGAGAACCCAAUGUCUAGGCCACUCCUUGGUCUAGGCGCUUGUGUCUGUCCGUAACUAUUGUUUUGGUCCGUAGCUUAUGGAGGUGAGGUUUUGCCAAGUUCGUUGUUUUAGUUUUUCUGUUACUCAAUGCUGAACUUCCAUUUCAAAAAUGAAUUAUGCUUCGUAUAAAAAGCCUGAGACAUCAGGUAAAUUUCAUAUAAAGCCCCAAUUAACUAUAUGAGAUUUUAGCUGUCAAAACUUAAUAGUUAACGGUUUUUUAUAUUUCAUUUAACAAAAGCAUAUUUUCGAAUAAGCAUGCCAUUUCCUCCAAAACAUGCAAUUAAUAAUAGCGUUAAAAUGUGUGUUGCCAUGCUAAAGAAACUAGUUUGUAAAUGAGAAAACAGACAUUUUAUGAUAUAUGUAACAGCUAAGCUACGUGGAUGAAUUUGAUAAAUGCAUAUGGAUAGCCACACCUAUAAGGAAAAGUAUGGAUGUGAAGCUUGUAUCAAAUCAUUUGCAAAAAAGCGAGAUUUAAAGCAACAUAUAAUGGUUGUACAUGCAGAUGAGAAACUUUAUGCAUGUGAUGUAUGUGCCAGUUCAUUUGCAGAAAAGUCUUAUUUACGGAAACAUUUGCUUAUUCAUGCAGGGAAAAAACGUCAUAUAUGUGAGAUCUGUAAAAAGUCCUUCUUACGAAAAGAGCAGCUGGUAUCUCAUGCACGUACCCAUUCCGGAGAGAGACCUUAUACAUGUAUUACAUGUCACAAGUCAUUUUCUUCAAAGCAGAAUUUAGUGAGACAUGGACGUGUUCACACAGGAGAAAAACCUUACAUAUGUACUGUGUGUAAUAAGCCAUUUUCAGAACAAUCUGUGCUACGCAUGCACGUGCGUUUACACACAGGAGAGAAACCUUUUGCGUGUGAUAUGUGUGACAAGGCAUUUACACAAAAGCAGGCCUUAAGGUCACACAUGCUUAUUCAUUCAGGGAAAAGACCAUUUUCAUGUGAUGUAUGCAAGGAGACAUUUGCACGUAAGCAGUAUUUAACAAAGCAUUUAUUUAGCCACAAAAAAAUUAUAUGUUAUAUAUGUAAUGAAUCGUUCACACAGAAAUGUGAUUUAGAAGCACAUAUACAUAUUCACAUGAAAAACAAACCUCAAGACUGUUCUCUAUGUGACAAAUCAUUCAUAACAAAAUAUGAUUUAGAAAAACAUAUACAUACGCAUACACAAAAGAAAUCUCAUAUAUGUUUUAUAUGUAAUGAAUCAUUUGCACUUGAGAAGACUUUUGUGGAACAUUUAUAUAUCCAUAAUGAGGAAAAAUAUGCUUGUGAUGUAUGUAAUAAGUCAUUCAUACAAAAGUGUGAUUUAAUUGAACAUCUGCGUGUUUAUACAGGAGAAGAGUCUCACAGAAUUGAUAUAUGAAACAGGCUGUUUAGAUAAAAGCUUGAUUUGUUCGUCAUAUUCAGAUUUGAAGGGGGAAUGUGUAGUUUUCAUGGAGGGUUUGUUUAUUCAAAAUGGCAGAGGAUAUAAGAAUUAUCUGAUUAUGGAAACUAUUUUAAGAGAAAAAAAACCUAUCUUUAUUCAAAUGACAUGCAUCGCAGCCAAUUCAUAGCUAAAAUUUAUUAUUGAAUAUGAAUAAAAUUGGUUCUUCCAUAUUAUUACCUUAGAAGGGUUAGUCUUGAGCAGCAUUUUGCAUAGGAUCACUAUGCAAACUAUAAACUGCUGUAUAACUUGUGAAAUUGUUGCCACCAAAUAUUAUUGCCCUGUACUAUAUUUAAAGAAAUUAAAUAAUGACAAAUCUGCAUGAA
Stegodyphus dumicola is the source of this 1859-nucleotide messenger RNA. RefSeq lists its product as uncharacterized. Gene Ontology annotation, molecular function: DNA-binding transcription factor activity, RNA polymerase II-specific; RNA polymerase II transcription regulatory region sequence-specific DNA binding. The record is from RefSeq and is a predicted model, not a curated record. Lineage: Eukaryota; Metazoa; Arthropoda; Arachnida; Araneae; Eresidae. Gene Ontology annotation, biological process: regulation of transcription by RNA polymerase II; embryo development. Gene Ontology annotation, cellular component: nucleus.